Messenger RNA from Telopea speciosissima, 1686 nucleotides. RefSeq names its product allantoate deiminase 2. Lineage: Eukaryota; Viridiplantae; Streptophyta; Magnoliopsida; Proteales; Proteaceae. The record is from RefSeq and is a predicted model, not a curated record. The transcript is spliced from 12 exons. Gene Ontology annotation, molecular function: hydrolase activity, acting on carbon-nitrogen (but not peptide) bonds, in linear amidines. The coding region runs from base 57 to 1559 and encodes 500 amino acids.
AGCUCUGCUUCUGUGGCUCUCCUCUCUGGUCUAUCGAUUUUCAGGAUCUCGCAGACAUGGCCUCUCGUCGCAGGAAGGCUGAUGUCUGCGUGAGUAGGAACUCGAAAGCUGUAAUCACCUUUGGAGUUUCUUUGGUUCUUUCUUGGUUUCUCGUUUUCUCUAUGGUUUCAGCCACCAGUCUUGCUUAUUCGUCCGCAGGUACGGGGAUGGGUGAUUCUGACAGCUGCAGAAGUGAUUUGUAUCCAGAAAUUCUUCGGGACGAGGCAGUGGCCAGGCUUAAUGAGCUUGGGAAGGUGAGUGAUGCUGAUGGUUAUCUUGAGAGGACAUUCUUAAGUCCUGCCUCCACAAGAGCUGGCAAACUUAUUCAGAGCUGGAUGGAGGAUGCCGGUUUGAGAACAUGGAUGGAUCAGAUGGGGAAUAUUCAUGGUAGAACUGAUGGAAUGAAUGCAAGUGCAGAGGCUUUAUUAGUUGGUUCUCAUAUGGAUACUGUUAUUGAUGCUGGAAUUUACGAUGGUUCGUUGGGAAUAGUUUGUGCAGUGUCUGCAUUGAAGGUUAUGAAGAUCACGGGGAACAUAGAAAAACUGAAGAGACCAGUGGAGGUUAUUGCGUUUAGUGAUGAGGAGGGUGUUAGGUUUCAAUCAACCUUUUUAGGAAGUGCUGCUAUAGCUGGUAUUUUACCGGCUUCAGUGAUGCAGAUAUCUGACAAGAGUGGUGUAACAGUCCAAGAUGUUCUCAAAGAGAACUCUAUUGAAGUUACAGAAGAAAGCUUUUUGCAGCUCAAGUAUGACCCACAAUCAGUCUGGGGUUACAUUGAGGUACAUAUUGAACAAGGCCCUGUACUAGAGUCACUAGGUCUUCCCCUUGCGGUGGUGAAAGGUAUAGCUGGUCAGACACGUCUAAAGGUAACAGUGAGUGGUGCACAGGGGCAUGCUGGAACAGUCCCAAUGGCUAUGCGCCGGGAUCCAAUGGCUGCCGCUGCUGAACUAAUUGGAUUGUUGGAAAGCAUCUGUAAAGAUCCUGAGAGCUACUUGUCUUAUGAUGGCCAUUGUAAUGGCUUCACAGCAGAUUCUCUUGCAGGAUCACUUGUCUGUACAGUUGGCGAGAUAUCUAGCUGGCCAAGUGCAAGUAAUGUCAUUCCAGGCCAGGUAAUCUACACCAUAGAUUUACGUGCAAUGGAAGACAUGGCACGUGAAGCCAUUAUCUUUGAAUUAGCCAAUCAAAUGUACCGUAUUUGUGACAGACGUUCUGUAGCUUGCAUCAUUGAACGUAAGCAUGAUGCAGGAGCAAUCGUAUGUGAUCCUGGACUAAGUUCAAAAAUGAAGUCUGCUGCUUACUCUGCUGUGAAAAAGAUGGUAGGUGAGGUUAAAGAUGAAGUACCUGUUCUAAUGAGUGGAGCAGGGCAUGAUGCAAUGGCCAUGUCUCAUUUAACUGAGGUUGGCAUGCUAUUUGUUCGUUGUCGCGGAGGUAUUAGUCAUUCCCCCGCAGAGCAUGUUUUGGAGGAUGAUAUUUGGGCUGCAGGUUUGGCAGUCCUGGAGUUUCUUGACCAACAUGUAACAUAACAUGUUGUCUUUGUGAUUUACCCAAUUGUCGAUUGUAUCCGUAUGUACAGCUAUCUUUCUGAUGUACAUGUAAAACAGAUUGAUCAAUAUGAAGUAUUCAAAUAAAGUGAUCCUCGUUGAUAGUGCU